AAGGUUUUGAUUUUUUAUACUUAACAACCACUUUAAUUUGGUUACAGCUCCAUUCCUAACGAACUUCUUUUCUUCUUUUUUCUUCUUCAUUUGCAGAAUCCCAUCCCCUGAUUUUCCUCCAAAAAUAAAGGCUUAGGAUUCUACGAUCAAGAAAUACGUCACCAUCAUCCCUUUUGGGUUCUUUCUCUUGUUCUUGCCGGGGCAAUUUCUUGUUGAAGCUAAAGAAUUGAAUGUGAAGAUGGGGAAGGACAAAGAGGAAAUGGAAGAAAAAUUGACUAGUAAUGAGUCAAGGGAGGAUGAAUUAUUGUGUGCUGCGAAGGAAGGGAAAGGAAAGAGAUUAUGGAAGAAAGUGAAGUAUCAGCUGGUGGAGUACCAUUCGUUGCCUGGCUAUUUGAAAGACAAUGAAUACAUUCUUGGUCAUUACCGGGCCGAAUGGCCAUUGAAGCAAGCGUUACUUAGCAUUUUCACAAUUCACAAUGAGACCCUCAAUGUUUGGACGCAUUUGAUAGGGUUCUUCCUCUUCCUAGCGCUGACCAUUUAUACUGCAAUCCAAGUUCCCAAGGUUGUAGAUCUACAUUCCUUACAGAAUCUCCCUGAUGCGCUGAGAAAGGCUGAUUUGCACAAAUUACAAGCAGAACUUUUGACUUGUCUUCCUUCUUUACCGCAUAUGCCUGAUUUGCACAGAUUUCGAGAUGGUUUGCUAAGAUCCCCCUCUAAUUGGCAUAUCCUUGACCUCCUGACUAACUGUCUACCUGAGCGAUUUUCCCACAGCAACCAUACGGAUGUCUGCGUACUGCGGAGUGUAAAGGAAGAUGUGGCUAAUAUAAUAGCACCAUUGCUGGUGAGACCAAUAACACGCUGGCCAUUCUAUGCUUUCCUUGGUGGGGCAAUGUUUUGCUUGUUAGCAAGCAGCACAUGUCAUUUGCUUUCUUGCCAUUCAGAACGUGUAUCAUACCUCAUGCUGAGGCUGGACUAUGCUGGUAUCGCUGCCCUGAUAUCGACUUCAUUUUACCCUCCUGUCUAUUAUUCCUUCAUGUGUUACCCCUCCUUUUGCAAUUUGUACCUGGGAUUUAUUACCCUCCUGGGAAUUGGCACAAUAUUGGGUUCCCUCCUUCCUGUGUUCCAGACCCCAGAAUAUCGAACCAUUCGAGCAUCUCUAUUUUUUGGUAUGGGAUUGUCAGGUGCGGUACCUAUUCUGCACAAACUGGUUCUAUUUUGGCACCAACCCGAGGCGCUUCACACGACUGGAUAUGAACUUUUGAUGGGUAUAUUUUAUGGCAUUGGAGCACUGGUAUAUGCCAUGAGAGUUCCAGAAAGAUGGAUGCCCGGGAAGUUUGACAUUGCUGGCCACAGCCACCAACUAUUUCAUGUACUUGUGGUGGCAGGGGCUUUUACUCAUUACCGUGCUGGGUUGGUUUAUCUCCGGUGGCGGGACCAGCAAGGGUGCUAGAACAAUUCAAGAACUGAAAAAUCAGUGAGAAUCCUUAGUAAUGCAUUAGGUUGGCUCAAUUGUACGUAAAUGUAGAGAAGAUGUGUUGUUGUUUGCCCAUCUUCGUUAAUAAAUGUUCCAUUUAGGAACGAUUGUCAGGCAAUUAUCAUGUAGUAUAUGAUCAGGCGCAAUAUGUACUAGUGUAUUAUGUUUGAUAUGAUCUAUAUUGAAGUAUAUUAGAGAAUGA
This is a messenger RNA of Lycium ferocissimum, 1676 nucleotides long. Its product is annotated as heptahelical transmembrane protein 4-like. Gene Ontology annotation, cellular component: membrane. NCBI's taxonomy places the organism in Eukaryota, Viridiplantae, Streptophyta, Magnoliopsida, Solanales, Solanaceae. Gene Ontology annotation, molecular function: signaling receptor activity. The coding region runs from base 239 to 1450 and encodes 403 amino acids. The transcript has 4 exons. The record is from RefSeq and is a predicted model, not a curated record.